Anopheles aquasalis is the source of this 2165-nucleotide messenger RNA. Its product is annotated as solute carrier organic anion transporter family member 74D-like. Gene Ontology annotation, biological process: sodium-independent organic anion transport; transmembrane transport. Lineage: Eukaryota; Metazoa; Arthropoda; Insecta; Diptera; Culicidae. The record is from RefSeq and is a predicted model, not a curated record. Gene Ontology annotation, molecular function: protein binding. Gene Ontology annotation, cellular component: basolateral plasma membrane.
UCGAGCAAUCCAGCUGGCCAGUAGCAAGGGGUGCGCAACAGCGAACGGAACAAUGAACGGAAGUUUGGCGAACGGACUGAACGAGGCUGGUGGUCGCAAUACGGUCCCGAAGCAGAUCGUAGAUUUCGAUCGCAGCAUCUCGGUGUACAGUGAGCGCGAUGUGCAGUGUGGAUUUUGGGUGUGCCGUGGCCGUUUCUGGCAACGAUUGGCCAGCAAGAAGCUGUACGUCCUGCUGUUUGGCGUGAUCGGUUGUAUCCUCAACUCGACCACAUCCUACUUCUACGGCACGUUGACGACGGUCGAGAAGAGCAUUCAAAUCUCGUCGAAAGCGGUCGGUAUGAUUAUGGUCGGAUCGGAUCUUUCGUUCGUGCUGUCGUCCCUCUUUCUGUCCUACUAUGCCUCGAACCGUCGGAAACCGUUGUGGAUCGCAAUGGGCAUCGUCAGCAUGGCGUUAUCCUGUUUCGUCAACGCACUGCCACAUUUUCUGUUCGCACCGGAACAUGUUCCUGUUGCAGUGACCGGUAACUGGAGUAGCACAGCGGUAACGGUACCAUCCUCGACGGCCGACAAUCUGUGCCUAGUGGAUCGACAACCACCGGACUGUUCGCUGGACAGUGGGAAUCUGCGUCCGCAGUUGGUGCUGUUCUUCGGUAGUUUCCUGUCUGGCCUUGGUACCUCGCUGUACUUUACCCUCGGGCUCACCUAUCUCGAUGAUAAUGUGCGCAAGGAGAAGGUUCCGGUAUUGACCAGUUUGGCUGCGUGCGGUCGUCGUCUUGGGCCACUGGUUGGCUUCUCGUUGGCCUCGCUGUCACUGAAGUACUUUGUGCACAUCGGUGAAGAUCCAGGAUAUGGGGCGAGUGAUCCACGCUGGAUCGGUGCCUGGUGGCUCGGUUGGAUCAUUCUCGGUUCGCUGCUUCUCUCCAUUUCGCCCAUCUUUGCAAGCUUCCCGAAGGUGUUGCCCCGUGCGGCAGAACGAAUCUCGCUGUCACGUCAAGCCAGUCGCAUUAGUGAGGCAACCGGGACCGGAGAGGGUCAGGAUGAGGAACGGAUUGUUUCGUUCCGCGAUAUGCUGGUCACGGUGCGCCGGCUCCUCACGAACAAGGCCUAUGUGUUUAACAAUUCGGCCAGCAUCUUCUACUUCUUCGGGUAUAUGCCGUUCUUUCUGUUCCAGGCCAAGUACAUCGAGAUCCAGUAUCGGUUGACGCCAUCGCAGGCCAACAUGGUGACGGGCUCGGUAUCGUUGGUUUUCUCUGCCCUCGGAGUACUGAUCGCCGGUUGGGUUAUCCAGAAGAUACGACCGACGUCCCGGCAGCUGGCUGGAUGGAAUAUAGUGACGAGCGUGUUGUCGGCCGCUGGUAUCAUAGCGUACGCCUGGUUCGGUUGCUCGGCCCUCAACAAUGCCGCCAUCGUGGCCAAUUCUCAGGAAGCAUCAUGUAGCGCAAACUGCAACUGCGACUUUGUGAAAUACUCCCCGAUCUGUGGCAGCGAUGGCCAGACUUACAUUUCUCCCUGUCACGCCGGAUGCCGGGAUCAGUUCAAGCAACCCAACGGAACGCUGCUAUACAGCAACUGCAGCUGCAUUUCAUCGGACCUGCCGUCGGACUUUGGCGGAUCAGCCAUCACCGGAAGCUGUCCGGUCGAUUGCUGGACACCGUUCUAUCUCUUCCUGAUCGUGGUGUGUUUGAACAAGUUCAUCGGUGGCACUGAAUCAGCCGCAAACUUCCUGAUCGGUCUACGGUGCGUUGAACCACGCGAUAAAGCCAUCUCGAUGGGAUUCUCGAUGGCCAUCAACACGCUGUUCUCCUUUCUUCCGGCACCAAUCGUGUUCGGUUGGAUUAUCGAUCGGACGUGUGUGCUUUGGGGUCGAACGUGUGCCAAACAGGGCAACUGUUGGCUGUACGAUGGUGAAGCAUUGCGAACGACGAUGAAUUACACGGCGGCUGUUUUUGUUAUCAUUGGAACGUGCUUCGAUCUCGGUACUUGGUAUUACUCGAAGAACUUUAAGAUAUUCGAUGACGAGGGCAAUGGAGCUGGUGCUGAGGGGAAAGAGAUGGAGUCACUUGUGACGCGAAAGGAGAAACCGAGCGUCGAAUGAGAUUGGAUAGCAGAAGACGUUCAGAUUGUUAAGAGCGCGAAUAUGGGAAUAAACCUGAAAUUACUUCUUG